UUCCCCCCUUUUCUCUCUCUCUCUUUCUCUCUCCAGCUCUCGCUCCUCUCUCUGUUGAAUUUCUUCUCUCUUCUUUUCCAAAAUCAACUUCCAUUUCCUCCUUCAAUUAAUUUCCGCAUACCCCUUUUCGUCUCCAUUUCAUUUCACAUCACCUUAUCUUCUCGAAGUAGUUGCAUCCGUUUUUGGCUCUCUCUCUCUCACAACUUUUAUCUCUGAGCUUUUUCUUUAGCUGUUAAAAUCCUUGAACACUACCCAUCUUCUCUGUUUAGGGUUAGGGUUUAGAAUUCAGUCGUCUGAUGCACAAAAUUAUGUGCCUGUCGUGCGACUUGUUUGGCUGUGAAUUCAACAAUGCUGAUCUCAGAUUAGUAUUCGAUUUGAUUUGAUUUUCUUUUUUCUGAAGUCUUGCAGUCAGUAAAGUUAACUUCAGUUUUCCAGCUUGAUUUUCCGUCACUAUCUCUAAUUCACUACUGCUUCGAUUUUUUUUGUAAAUAUAUAUUUACAUGUAUAUGUGUAUAAGCAUUUACAGAGUGACAGAUACAGAGAGAGUGGGGAGAGAGGGAUCAGAAACUCCUAUAGAUCUAGCUUAUGGUAUUGAUUGGAUUGGCUUUUGAAAGUGUUGUUUUUAUUAGAGUAUAAAAAGGAGCAUCUCCAUUCGACUCUAUUGAAUUUUUUUUGUUGAGGGUUUGUUAGGGUGGUGUCAGAUUGAAAAUUUAUUAGUUACUGGUUUACCACUAUGAACUUCAAGAACUUUGGAAAUGAGCCGCCGGCCGAUGGUGGUGGUGGUGGCGGCCGGCUGCCUGAGGCUUUUCCGUUGGCUCGGCAGCAGUCAAUUUACUCGUUAACAUUCGACGAGUUCCAGACAUCUCUUGGGGCCGGGAUAGGGAAGGACAUAGGGUCCAUCAACAUGGAUGAGCUCUUGAAAAACAUCUGGAGUGCUGAGGAGACACAAACCAUUGGGUCCACCUGCGCUGUGGGCGGGCAAGAACCGGGUGGUGGGUAUUUACAGAGGCAGGGCUCGUUAACCCUACCGAGGACGUUGAGUACUAAGACGGUGGAUGAGGUCUGGAGAGACAUGGCGAAAGAGUAUGGUGGUGGUGGGGGUGGGGGUGGUGGGGGAUCGAAUUUGGGUAUGCCAACGAGACAGCCGACUCUGGGAGAGAUGACACUUGAGGAGUUCUUGGUUAGAGCUGGGGUUGUUAGGGAAGAGAAUCAAUUACCUGGAAAUAGCAAUAGCAGUGUUUUUUUCGGUGAUAAUUCGGGUUUAGGUUUCGGGUUUCAGCAGCUAGGUAAUCAGAACAUAGGGUUGAUUGGUAAUAAUAGGCUUCCCGACAGUAGUAAUCAAACUUCCAUACAAUCAGGGAAUUUACCCUCGAGUGUAAAUGGGAUUAGGUCAACAGCACAACCGCAGCAGUUAUAUAUCCCACAGUCCCAGCAGCAGCAACAGCAGCAGCAGCAGCAAAUUUUCCCCAAGCAAUCAAUUCUACCUUAUGCCAAUCCCAUCAUGCCUAUACCAAGUAGCCCUGCAAUUAGGAGUGGGAUUGUUGGAAAUACUGAUGCAUCGUCGAUGAAUGGUAAUUUGGUGCAGGGUGGUGUAAUACAGGGCGGAGGGAUGGGUAUGAUUGGGUUGGGAGCUGGUGCUGUUACUGUGGCAGCUGGUUCUCCAGCAGUUCAUUCAGAUGGGUAUGGGAAGAGUAAUGGAGAUACAUCUUCAGUUUCGCCGAUUCCUUAUGUGUUUAAUGGAGGUAUAAGGGGAAGAAAAGGCGGGGCUGUGGAGAAGGUUGUUGAGAGGAGACAGAGGAGGAUGAUAAAGAACAGGGAGUCGGCUGCUAGAUCACGGGCUCGUAAGCAGGCUUAUACUACAGAGUUGGAAGCAGAAGUUGCAAAACUGAAAGAGGAAAACGAAGAACUGCGCAAGAGACAGGCGGAAAUAAUGGAGAUGCAAAAAAAUCAGGUCUUGGAGACGAUGAACAAGCAGCAAGGAGUCAAGAGAAGAUGCCUGAGGCGAACACAGACUUGCCCAUGGUGAAGAGUUUGAUUGUGAUUUGAUUGAUGAAAUUUAAUUACGAAAAUAGGAGGUGCUGUGUAUAUUUAAGAGAAAUAUGUUUUGUGCUGUAGAUCAAAAGAGGCUUCAUCUACGUCGGUGCAUAGACAAAGUUACAUAUGACUCUGGUCUUGCCUCGGCCCUAGACAUGGGUGCCAUGGUCAUUGGGCAUCUGCGACAUUAGUGCAUCUAGUUUUUCUUUAUUUUCUUUCUCUUUGUACCGAAAGGAUGGGAGUUGCGCUUCGUUGUUACUUUCAGUUUCCAUGAACUCCUUUUGCUGCUUCUAUGUAAUCAUCAUCCAUAGGUAAGAGAAGGGAGCAAACACACGGUGUACGAUAUAUGUUCCCAGUGUACAUCUGUUCCAUAGGAGUGAAAACUCUUAUUGCUUUCCUGCA
Rhododendron vialii is the source of this 2436-nucleotide messenger RNA. RefSeq names its product bZIP transcription factor 23. Lineage: Eukaryota; Viridiplantae; Streptophyta; Magnoliopsida; Ericales; Ericaceae. Gene Ontology annotation, molecular function: DNA-binding transcription factor activity. Gene Ontology annotation, cellular component: nucleus. The transcript is spliced from 5 exons. Gene Ontology annotation, biological process: positive regulation of DNA-templated transcription. The coding region runs from base 734 to 2026 and encodes 430 amino acids. The record is from RefSeq and is a predicted model, not a curated record.